ACACGAAAAGGACAAAAAGCCCCCCAAGUUGUCGCACAGAAAUCAGCAAUCCCUUUAUCAAAACCCUUUAUCAAAACCCUAAUACCGAAGAACCCUGAUUCCUCUGCGUGGCCACUUCUCAAAACCUGGAAAUGUCCUUCAAUUCCAUUCUUCGCAAGGCCUCUGCUUCUGUGCUUCCUCUUGUAAUUCGCUCUGUAGGUCCACAGAGAACCUUCCACAGUGCAAUCUCCGCCGUACUCGGUGUCGAAAGGCGUAGUCUUAGCAACGAGUUCUGUCGGCAAGUCUUGCUUCCAUUUUUUAGAUUCUCGACCGCCACUGCAGCAAAAUCCAGCGCCGAAGAGAAUCUGAUUCGGGUCCUCGAUUCUGAGAUUGAAUACGCUGAAAAACCCACAGAUGUAGAGGAUCUCCCAGCUCGAUUUCCGUUUGAAAUCCAAGAUAACCCUGGGGAGAGAACCAUAUUACUGGAAAGGAAGUUCCGAGAUGAAAUCAUCAAAGUUGAAGUUGAUUUGCCUAGUAUUCCACAGGAGGAUGAGGAUGAUAAUUAUGAUGAGGAUGAAAAGACUGGGGACUUGGAUGAUUCACCAAGCAUUCCACUGGUUGUAAGCAUUUGUAAAGGAAAUGGUCAGCAUCUGGAGUUUGGUAUCACUGCAUACCCUGAUCAGGUUACAAUAGAUACCUUGUCAGUUAAGAAUUCAGACUAUUCUGAAGAUCAACUUGCUUAUGAAGGGCCUGAUUUUUCUGAUUUGGAUGAAAAUUUGCAAAAGGCUUUCCACAAGUAUCUGGAGAUUAGAGGGAUCAAUCCAAGUACAACAAACUUUUUGUUUGAGUAUAUGAGCAACAAGGAUGCUAAAGAAUACAGGCUAUGGCUGAAGAACCUCAAGAAUUUCAUGGAAAGGUAACUUUCAACCGAUAUAGCAACAGCAAAUUGAAAUGUUUAUCGUCUGCACUUGGAUCAUUGUUUAUAAGGGGAGCAAGUAUUUAAAUUCACCAUGUACUGUUCUUGAGGCAUUCUAGAUACUAUUCUUGUGUCGUGCCCACUUUUUCCACGACGACAACAGUUUUGUAUGACCAAAUUGUUUUAAUUGAUAAAUUGGUUAUUAAUACAAUCCUCUUAUAGGCUUGAUUUA
This is a messenger RNA of Manihot esculenta (cassava), 1127 nucleotides long. RefSeq lists its product as uncharacterized. Gene Ontology annotation, cellular component: mitochondrial matrix. The transcript has 3 exons. The record is from RefSeq and is a predicted model, not a curated record. Bases 132 to 899 code for a protein of 255 amino acids. Lineage: Eukaryota; Viridiplantae; Streptophyta; Magnoliopsida; Malpighiales; Euphorbiaceae.